Messenger RNA from Anopheles cruzii, 2310 nucleotides. RefSeq names its product SET and MYND domain-containing protein 4 (gene Smyd4-4). The coding region runs from base 53 to 1885 and encodes 610 amino acids. The record is from RefSeq and is a predicted model, not a curated record. Gene Ontology annotation, molecular function: protein binding. NCBI's taxonomy places the organism in Eukaryota, Metazoa, Arthropoda, Insecta, Diptera, Culicidae. The transcript has 2 exons.
UCGUCGUAAACGCCGCGUUUCGGAGAAGUUUCAUUUCGCAAUAGUGGCCAGAAUGUGUACCUCGCUGGAGGAACCGUUUGGCGCGUGGGAAUUGCUCGAAGAACUUUGGCCAGAGAUCACUGCGAAAGAUCCGACAGGCCCUUCGAUGGCACCGCCGGCCGGGGAAACAACCCGAGUGAUGGAGUUUCUUGAACAAGAGUUGCAGGAUGCGUGGGAAAACCCGAAUGUGCGUGAGCGAUUGAAGCUACGGCCGGAUAUGAAGGACACCCGAACGGCAAACGAUACUCGCUCCAAAGGCAACGACUUGUUUCACCCGAAGGUGAAACGGUACAUCGAGGCCAUCAAGUGGUACAACGAAAGCUUAUGCUUCUCCGAAAGCGGUUCCGAAGAAAGGGCCCUAGCGUACGCAAACCGGUCCGCCGCUUGCUACGAGCUGCACCGUUACGGCGAGUGCCUGGAAAACAUUCGCCUUGCCCGUGCGUCCAAUUAUCCGGCCCGGCUGAUGGAAAAACUGCUGAAGCGCGAGCAAGCGGCCAAGCAGGCUCUGCAAUGCAACGAUGUGAACAAUAAUCUCAAAAAUGACAAGGACGACACACGGCGGAACCAGAAACAGCCACACAGCUUGACACUGACGUACGAUGCGAACCGUACCGUUCCACAAGUGGCCAACUGUUUGGAACUAACCCAGAGCGAUCAGUUUGGGCGCUACGUAGUGACCAAUCGUGACCUGAAAGCAGGCGACGUAGUAGCCAUCGAGAAACCGACCCAUACUUUGCUCCUCGAUAAGUUCCGCCACAUGAGAUGCGACUUUUGUCACCACGAGCGUCCGUACACUCUGAUCCCUUGCGAAGGUUGUACCGUGGCCAUGUACUGUUCUAGCGAGUGUCUUGGAGCGGCGCUUCGCAGCUACCAUGGCUACGAGUGUCCCAUCCUACGGGACUUGUGGCGAAUGUUCACCAAAAUACCCGUGAUGGCGAUGCGCACCGUAACCACGGCGAUCGUGUCGUUCGAUCGUAAUCUCGAUGAAAUGCGGCUGCAUUUAGACGCACUAGACCUGGACGGUGCCGAUGUGAAUGCUUUUGCCCUGGACUGGCGCACGGCAUCGCCGCGAGAUAUUUACAACACAGUACACACGCUAGACACGAACGAAAGGCGUCGCGGUAAAAAGGAUCUUGCCCAACGGAUCUUUUUUGCCCUGUUCAUGCGGGAUUUGCUAGUGGAGCGCACCGUGCUUGGACCGGUCUGCGAACAGCAUCCGGAGCAUUCACAGUUGCUGUACAAACUGUUGCUUCGCCACGUGCAAACUACUCCGACGAACAUGCACUCCCUUUACUACAUGAAUUACGAUCCGGACACUGAGGAAUUCAACCCCGCAAACUACGCCUCAGCUUGCUUUCCUCUACUCAGCAUGCUCAACCACUCGUGUGCGCCAAACCUUUCACGGGUCACUCUGCCCGAUGCAAGCUGUGGCGUACUGGUUGUAAGACCGAUCCCGAAAGGAGGACAGUUGUUUGACAACUACGGAAAGCAUCACUGUCUUGACGAUCUCACCAGUCGGCGCGAGGAAUUGGCCAAACAGUACAAGUUCUGCUGCCGAUGCGAGGCAUGCGAAAACAAUUACGGCCGGCUUUCAAAACUUCCCCGCGUCGACGUACUGCAGUUCGGUGCGAUCGAUACGUACGGAAUCCACGCUAAACUGGUGCGCCAUCAGCCGAAGGUGGCUGCCGAAUUGCUGCCGAAAUUGGUCGGCUACCUGAACAACCUCGGGUGCCAGUAUCCACGGUACGAACUGAGCGCGACCCAAGAACUGUUUCUGCGCGCCUUUGAAAUUCUGCACAAGGAAUCGUCCGAUCUCGUGCACGAUCUUCAGUACUGUAAACCGUAAACCGUCAUAGACUGUCGUAAUUUAUCAUAGCGAGUGCUACGAUCCCUGAACGAAUCUGAAGAUCUGAUUUUGUUUUCUUACUUUACUGACAUCUCUCGGAGAACAGAUCUCAUUGGAGAGACUGAAAUGAAAUUAUUUAUACAUCGGCUGACUACUACUGGACUGUGAGUAGGUAGAGUAAAAUAUUAUAACACAUUCGGCACGUUUCGAUUUACUAUUGGAAAAGAGGGGAUACAAGUUUCAUACAACGAUCCGCUCCAAAUCACCCCGUAUGCGGUUGUGUUCCAGCAAAGAAGUGCCUUUUACGAAUAACAAAUCCAACAAUUCAUUCACUAGCCGUCGUUGCUGGUGGAAUACAGAGAAAGAAUUAAAAACUGAAAAUAUACUUCUUUCCAACGAAUCCCUGAAUGCUCUCAGCAUUCGUA